AUGUUGAACCUCGAAACGGGUGAGAUGGAGUACGGCACGGUCGGUGGGUACGACCGGGACCGUAUCUAUCUCGACAAGGAAACGGGCGAGGUGAGCAGCGAUCCCACAGAACCGGCCGGUUCGCGACGGCGGCGCACCAAGUUCCUUAUACCGAAGCAGUACCUUCGCAACCAGUGCGGUAUCAUUGCGCGGCGGCCACCGCCAGUACCGGCGACGCCGAGCGUCGGCUGUGCCAUGAUGGCGUGCAAGCAAAAGAUGAUACCGAUGAUGAAGGAGGAGAUUACGGUCGGCUACAAUAGAACCGCCCAUCUGCUCUUCCUGUUGCCACUGCUGUUCGUAACGCCGAAGCUGUUCGCGCUCGUCAUCUCGUUCAUCGAGAUGAUGCUGCACAUGUGGGCCCACCGGAAGAACAGCACUAACGGCAACCCGAACGUCUACUAUCGCAGCCCGAUGCACGUGGUGACGCGCAACUUUUGCGAGCUGUGCCGCCACGAACGUUUGAUGGGCCGGGUCGGAAAGCUGCAGGACGUGCGGAUGAAGCAGAUGCAAAACUACUUCCGGAAGGUUACGCGAAACAUUGCCUAA
Messenger RNA from Anopheles maculipalpis, 585 nucleotides. RefSeq lists its product as uncharacterized. The transcript is spliced from 2 exons. Lineage: Eukaryota; Metazoa; Arthropoda; Insecta; Diptera; Culicidae. The record is from RefSeq and is a predicted model, not a curated record. Bases 1 to 585 code for a protein of 194 amino acids.